This is a messenger RNA of Cynocephalus volans (Philippine flying lemur), 1032 nucleotides long. It is a transcript of the gene GOLT1B, whose product is annotated as golgi transport 1B. NCBI's taxonomy places the organism in Eukaryota, Metazoa, Chordata, Mammalia, Dermoptera, Cynocephalidae. The record is from RefSeq and is a predicted model, not a curated record. The transcript has 5 exons. Gene Ontology annotation, biological process: endoplasmic reticulum to Golgi vesicle-mediated transport; retrograde transport, endosome to Golgi. Gene Ontology annotation, cellular component: membrane; endoplasmic reticulum. The coding region runs from base 108 to 524 and encodes 138 amino acids.
ACGUGGCGGCUCUCGCCUGGGCUGCUUCCCGGCUUCAUUUUGCCCGACUCAGUUUCCCACCCUGGGCGUUUCCAGGUGCUGCCGCCACUGCCCUCACCACUGCAGCCAUGAUCUCCUUAACGGAUACCCAGAAAAUUGGAAUGGGAUUAACAGGAUUUGGAGUGUUUUUCCUGUUCUUUGGAAUGAUUCUCUUUUUUGACAAAGCACUACUGGCUAUUGGAAAUGUUUUAUUUGUGGCUGGUUUGGCUUUUGUAAUUGGUUUAGAAAGAACAUUCCGAUUCUUCUUCCAGAAACAGAAAAUGAAAGCUACAGGAUUUUUCCUGGGUGGUGUAUUUGUAGUCCUUAUUGGUUGGCCUUUGAUAGGCAUGAUCUUCGAAAUUUAUGGUUUUUUUCUCUUGUUCAGGGGCUUCUUUCCUGUGGUCGUUGGUUUUAUUAGAAGAGUGCCAAUCCUUGGAUCCCUCCUAAAUUUACCUGGAAUUAGAUCAUUCGUAGACAAAGUUGGAGAAAGCAACAAUAUGGUAUAACAACAAGUGAAUUUGAAGACUCAUUUAAAAUAUUGUAUUAUUUAUAAAAUCCUUUGAAGAAUAUUCAGCACAAAAUUAAAUUACAUGAAAUAGCUCAUAAUGUUCUUUACAGAAGUUUAAGAUGUACAGUUUACAGAAUACCAACAUCAAUUAGCAAAGAAGCAAUGAGAACAGGCUGCUAUCAGGUGAUCUAAGAAGUCAGCAAGCAAACUAAGGGAGAUGAAAUCCAUGUACGAUGCGUAUUGAAACUCUUGACGGCUAUUUUUAUUGUUUUUCCACAAUGUGUGAAAAACAGCCAUCCUUAGAGAACUGUGGUGCCCAUUUUGUUUUUGUUUAGGUUUUUUUUUUUUUUUUUUUUUUUGUAGGUUCAGGAGCACCCAUAGGCAUUUACUUUUUAGAAAUGUCCCCUGCAGUGGCAAAAAUAUUUUUAGUUGCAUUAUGUCUCUGAAAGUGAUGCAUGGGUUGGAUUGAAUUAUGUCAUUUUAAUGUAUUAAAACCAACGAAAACC